This is a messenger RNA of Fonsecaea multimorphosa CBS 102226, 1350 nucleotides long. RefSeq lists its product as uncharacterized. The record is from RefSeq and is a predicted model, not a curated record. Gene Ontology annotation, biological process: DNA-templated transcription. The coding region runs from base 1 to 1350 and encodes 449 amino acids. NCBI's taxonomy places the organism in Eukaryota, Fungi, Ascomycota, Eurotiomycetes, Chaetothyriales, Herpotrichiellaceae. The transcript has 4 exons. Gene Ontology annotation, molecular function: DNA binding; zinc ion binding.
AUGUCAAUGUAUCGAACGGCAAAUGAACAAGAGAAUUCCAAUCCAAGAGUAAUAGCGCACAUCUCAAUACCAUACGAUGAUUCCGAUGGACCUUCCAGCCCAGAAAGUUCCUUGUUGCCCACAUUUGAUCCCGACACACCUGACCCGAGCGUCAAUCAUAACUACUUUGAAAUCCAAGAUCUGCUUUUCAACUCAGUUGGCUUGGAAAAUGUCUAUCCUUGCUGGCAGAAGCUUCAGAAGAGAUCUGUAGGACUCAGACUUGAUGACGGCGUUCAAACGUGUGAAGCGCCCCUGUUAUCGAAACGCCUUCAGGAUGAACUAAUUCAAGCAUACUUUGGGCAAGUCCACCCAAUCUGCCCUGCAAUAGAUCAAUCAAGGUUUCUCCAGUGGUAUGAAGCCCCGGAACGAAAUGACCACGGUCAGCCACAACUCAUGCGACUACUAUUGUUGUCAAUAUUAUUUGCAGCCCUAUCCCAUAUUGAUGAAGACUUACUCCGAGGAGAGCCAUGUGGAUCGGUCAAGCGCGCGCAGAAAUCCCUUUUUUCUUCUGCCCAGAGUGUCUAUCACCGUCUCGAAACCGAAUUCGUGGGCACAGAAGGAAUUGCUCAAAGUGCCCUGCUCUUGAGCUACUGGAGCCCAUACGAUUCUACCCAGGAGGUCAACAGCUUCUGGGUGGACGAAGCAAUCCGCCACGCUGUAGUUGGAGGGAUGUCGGAUCCAACUUCGACACAUCGCAAGAGGAUUAUUUGGUGGUGCUGCAUGAUACGCAACCGCAUGAUCUCGCUGGGGCUGCGCCGCUUCAAUAGGUUGAAUAGGCGGCCAGAGGGUCGUCUGCCUGAGCUGACUGACUUCGCGGACGAUGAAAGUUCAGGAUGCCUUUUAAUAUCCGUUGAAGCAAAACUUUACUUUACACGAGCAUUCGUCCUCCUGUGUAAGCUGACAAAAAUCAUGGUGGAAUCAGUGCGGCUGAAGUACCGAGACUACAACUGUACCUGGUUCUUCCCUGGGGACCAGCAGGCGUUGGAUAUCCUGGAGGAAGUCGGCCAGCUGGACGAGAAGUUGAAGAUUUGGGGCGUCAAUUUUGCUCAACUUUAUGCCGCAGUUCAAGACUUGAAGGUCCCCAGUACUGAUCUCGUCAUUUUUCAUCUCAUUGGACUAAUGCAUCAGUUCGCUAUUUCGAUACUAUACGAGCCAUUUCUCAGACUAUCGGCCAGCCGCAGCUCGCAUCUGGCGUGGUUUGUAAAGGAUCUGGCUCUCCUCAAGAUCAAAGAGUCAUCGAGGAAUACAGCAGCUAUCACCGCGUCAAUGCUUCGAUUUGCGAACCCGAAAGACCUCUCAAUCAUUGUGUAA